Messenger RNA from Microtus ochrogaster (prairie vole), 5732 nucleotides. It is a transcript of the gene Pik3cg, whose product is annotated as phosphatidylinositol-4,5-bisphosphate 3-kinase catalytic subunit gamma. Gene Ontology annotation, biological process: phosphatidylinositol 3-kinase/protein kinase B signal transduction; cell migration; phosphatidylinositol-3-phosphate biosynthetic process. Gene Ontology annotation, molecular function: 1-phosphatidylinositol-3-kinase activity; 1-phosphatidylinositol-4-phosphate 3-kinase activity. Lineage: Eukaryota; Metazoa; Chordata; Mammalia; Rodentia; Cricetidae. The transcript has 11 exons. Bases 107 to 3415 code for a protein of 1102 amino acids. Gene Ontology annotation, cellular component: phosphatidylinositol 3-kinase complex, class IB; cytoplasm; phosphatidylinositol 3-kinase complex, class IA. The record is from RefSeq and is a predicted model, not a curated record.
CACGUACGUACUUGAAAGAUUACUGGACAGACAGUAGUUUUUAAGAGGACAGAGCUGCUUAGUCCCAGCCAUGAGGAAAAUCAGUGAGUAUUUGGUCGCUUAGGGCAUGGAGCUGAAGAACUAUGAGCAGCCGGUGGUUCUGAGAGAGGACAACCUCCGCCGGCGCCGGAGGAUGAAGCCACGCAGUGCAGCAGCCAGCCUGUCCUCUAUGGAGCUCAUCCCCAUUGAGUUUGUGCUGCCCACCAGCCAGCGCAUCAGCAAAACUCCAGAAACAGCACUGCUGCACGUGGCUGGCCAUGGCAACGUGGAGCAAAUGAAAGCCCAGGUCUGGCUGCGCGCACUGGAGACCAGCGUGGCCGCCGAAUUCUACCACCGGUUGGGCCCAGACCACUUCCUCCUGCUCUACCAGAAGAAGGGACAGUGGUAUGAGAUCUACGACAGGUACCAAGUGGUGCAGACCCUAGACUGCUUGCGCUACUGGAAGAUGAUGCACAAGAGCCCCGGUCAGAUCCACGUGGUACAGCGUCACACACCUUCUGAGGAGACCCUAGCUUUCCAGAAGCAGCUUACCUCCCUGAUUGGCUACGACGUCACUGACAUCAGCAACGUGCACGAUGAUGAGCUAGAGUUCACCCGUCGCCGUCUGGUCACGCCUCGCAUGGCAGAGGUGGCUGGCCGUGAUGCCAGACUCUAUGCUAUGCACCCAUGGGUGACGUCCAAGCCUCUUCCAGACUACCUGUCAAGGAAGAUUGCCAACAACUGCAUCUUCAUCGUCAUCCACCGGAGCACCACCAGUCAAACCAUCAAGGUCUCCGCGGAUGAUACCCCCGGCGCCAUCCUCCAGAGCUUCUUCACCAAGAUGGCCAAGAAGAAGUCCCUAUUGAAUAUCCCAGAAAGUCAGAGUGAGCAGGACUUUGUGCUGCGUGUCUGUGGCCGCGAUGAGUACCUGGUAGGCGAAACGCCCCUUAAAAACUUCCAGUGGGUUAGGCAAUGCCUCAAGAACGGAGACGAAAUACACCUGGUGCUCGACACGCCUCCAGACCCAGCCCUAGACGAGGUGAGGAAGGAAGAAUGGCCACUGGUGGAUGACUGCACGGGAGUCACCGGCUACCACGAGCAGCUCACCAUCCACGGCAAGGACCACGAGAGUGUGUUCACGGUGUCUUUGUGGGACUGUGACCGAAAGUUCAGGGUCAAGAUUAGAGGCAUUGACAUCCCUGUCCUGCCCCGGAACACAGACCUCACUGUGUUUGUGGAAGCCAACAUCCAACACGGACAACAAGUCCUUUGCCAAAGGCGAACCAGCCCUAAACCCUUCACGGAGGAAGUGCUCUGGAAUGUGUGGUUGGAAUUCAGCAUCAAAAUCAAAGACUUGCCCAAAGGGGCCCUGUUAAACCUCCAGAUCUACUGCUGCAAAUCGCCAGCACUGUCCAGCAAGGCAUCUGCAGAGACGCCGGGCUCGGAGUCCAAGAGCAAAGCCCAGCUUCUCUAUUAUGUGAACUUACUGCUAAUAGACCACCGGUUCCUGCUCCGCCACGGUGACUAUGUCCUCCACAUGUGGCAGAUAACUGGGAAGGCGGAGGAACAAGGCAGCUUCAAUGCUGACAAGCUCACGUCUGCAACCAACCCUGACAAGGAGAACUCAAUGUCCAUCUCCAUCCUGCUGGACAACUACUGCCACCCCAUAGCCCUGCCUAAGCAUCAGCCCACCCCUGACCCGGAAGGAGAUAGGGUCCGAGCUGAAAUGCCCAAUCAGCUUCGCAAGCAACUAGAGGCGAUCAUAGCCACCGAUCCACUUAACCCCCUCACAGCGGAGGACAAAGAACUGCUGUGGCAUUUUAGAUAUGAAAGCUUGAAACAUCCGAAGGCAUACCCUAAGCUAUUCAGUUCCGUGAAAUGGGGACAGCAAGAAAUUGUGGCCAAAACAUACCAGCUGUUAGCCAGAAGGGAAGUGUGGGAUCAAAGUGCUUUGGACGUUGGUUUAACCAUGCAGCUCCUGGACUGCAAUUUUUCAGAUGAAAACGUAAGAGCCAUUGCAGUUCAGAAACUGGAGAGCCUGGAGGACGAUGAUGUUUUGCAUUACCUUCUCCAGCUGGUGCAGGCUGUGAAAUUUGAACCAUACCAUGACAGUGCUCUGGCCCGAUUCCUGCUGAAGCGUGGUUUGAGAAACAAAAGAAUCGGCCACUUCUUGUUCUGGUUCCUGCGAAGUGAGAUAGCCCAGUCCAGACACUAUCAGCAGAGGUUCGCCGUGAUCCUGGAAGCGUACCUGCGGGGAUGCGGCAUGGCCAUGCUGCAGGACUUCACGCAGCAGGUCCAAGUGAUCGAGAUGCUACAAAAAGUGACCAUUGAUAUCAAAUCGCUCUCUGCUGAGAAGUAUGAUGUCAGCUCCCAAGUUAUUUCACAGCUCAAGCAAAAGCUUGAAAACCUGCAGAAUUCCAGUCUCCCCAAGAGCUUCAGAGUUCCCUAUGAUCCUGGACUGAAAGCUGGUACCCUGGUGAUUGAAAAAUGCAAAGUGAUGGCCUCCAAGAAAAAGCCCCUGUGGCUGGAGUUUAAAUGUGCUGACCCCACAGUCCUGUCCAAUGAAACCAUCGGAAUCAUCUUUAAACAUGGCGAUGAUCUUCGACAAGACAUGUUGAUCUUACAGAUUCUACGCAUCAUGGAGUCCAUUUGGGAGACGGAAUCUCUGGACCUGUGCCUUCUGCCCUAUGGCUGCAUCUCAACUGGUGACAAAAUAGGGAUGAUCGAGAUUGUGAAGGAUGCCACAACAAUCGCUCAAAUUCAGCAAAGCACAGUGGGUAACACAGGGGCAUUCAAAGAUGAAGUCCUGAAUCACUGGCUCAAGGAAAAAUGCCCUAUUGAAGAGAAGUUUCAGGCAGCAGUGGAGAGGUUUGUUUACUCCUGUGCCGGCUACUGUGUGGCGACGUUUGUUCUCGGGAUAGGUGACAGACACAACGACAACAUUAUGAUCUCAGAGACAGGAAACCUAUUUCACAUAGACUUUGGACACAUUCUUGGGAAUUACAAAAGUUUCCUGGGCAUUAAUAAAGAGAGAGUGCCUUUUGUCCUAACCCCAGACUUCCUGUUUGUGAUGGGAACUUCUGGAAAGAAGACAAGCCCACACUUCCAGAAAUUUCAGGAUGUCUGUGUCAAGGCUUAUCUGGCUCUUCGCCAUCACACCAACCUGCUGAUCAUCCUGUUCUCCAUGAUGCUCAUGACAGGAAUGCCCCAGCUAACAAGCAAAGAAGACAUCGAGUACAUCCGAGAUGCCCUCACAGUGGGGAAGAACGAGGAGGAUGCUAAGAAGUAUUUCCUUGACCAGAUUGAAGUUUGCAGAGACAAAGGAUGGACGGUGCAGUUUAACUGGUUCCUACAUCUCGUUCUUGGCAUCAAACAAGGAGAGAAACACUCUGCUUAAUAUUCGGCACUAGAGCCAAAAGCAAUUUUGUGUUCAAAAGCUUUUGAAAUCAGCAUGUGUCAGUCAUCAGACUUAGCUUUAAAAUGCAAUAGGACUCUCUGAACACUGGCACUUCAGAAAUACAGUUUUUUUUCCCUAGUUGAACUCUUCUCCAGAGGAAAAAAACGUUGGCAUUAAUGAUGGUUUGGUUAAUAUUCAGCAUGAGACUUCUUUGCUAUUUUCCCCUCUCGGACGCCAUAAUGUUGAUGAACAUUCUAAGUUUAAAUAGACUGAUGGCUUGCUUAUUACACCUGAUGCUCUCGCACUGAGUGUCUCUGGAGGUGCUUUAGUAGAAUAAUUGGUGAUACCUGUGGUCACAUGUGUUUACUAUAUGUUUUGGCUUUCAUGUGGUCUUUAAGAACAGAAAAGGGUGCAAGCAUUGCUCAGCUCCGCUGCAUGGUUUACAGUUUGUCUCUGAGCAUCCCCUCUGUGCCCACAGACGUUGGUGAUGUGCUGGAAACAAGCACGAUAGCCUUCUGAGUGCCUUUAGCAAUUAGUCUCUCUGUGCGCAGCUGAGAUGCACACAUGCUGAAAGCCAGCUCUGAGCCUGAGCCUUGACCCUCCCCUGCUGGUGUGGCUCCAGGGUUAUGGAUAUGAAAAAUGAAGGUAAGACCUUUUCCCCAGAGUGAAUAACCUAAUACAGUCGGUGUCAUUGUCUCUGGCACAGAAACAGGAAGUGGCUAAAUGGAGCCUUUGAUGCACAUUGAUGGUUGUUCUUACCCUACCUCCCUUCUUCCUGCCUUCUUGGACUUGUGAAAUCUUCAAGGACAGUUCUUCCCAACAACUCAAAAUGACUUGAAAGGCUUAUGAGAAUCACAGGUACUUAUCUAUGGAGCUGAUCCAUAGAGUUUUAAAAAGUUCCAGAAAAUGUUAUUAGCUAAAUGCUUUAAUAUUGCAUUUCAGUCUGAACAGUUUUGUUUAUUUUUUAAUGGAAGAAGAUACCUGCUAUCAAAUGUAUUCUUGCAUAGUCAUUUUUUUAAUUUUGAGACAUCCUGAAGUUCAUAAAGGCAAUUGAACCAUUUUCCUUUAUUUUCUCAUUUCUUAAAUGUUAUUUGUUAUUAGUGUUGAUCUGCUGUAGAGACAGAGCAGUAAAUUAUUUAAUCAAAUAGUUUUACCCAUCAUUAAUUCCACAGAAAGAACUGUGUUAUUGGUGUCCAGAUUCAAUAUAAUCAGAUACAACUUUUUCUGAUUUUUAAUUUUUCAAUAUAGACUCUUCACUUUGUUGGAGCCCAACCUUUCUUUUGUGUUUGCAGAAGUCAAGUAUCACCUGAUUCUGUUUCAAUAAGAAUCAUCAGGGACACUUUAAAAAUGUCCUUACCUUUGGUUUUUUUGUUUGUUUGCUUGCUUGUUUGUUUUGGUUUUUGAGACAGGGUUUCUCUGUGGCUUUGGAGCCUGUCCUGGAAUUAGCUCUUAUAGACCAGGCUGACCUCAAACUCAAAGAGAGCUGUCUGCCUUGUGUUUUUAAAUCAGCCCACUUUCAAUAGAUUAUAAUUUCAUUAGUGUGGAAUGAUCUGGGCAUAGUUUCUAAGUACUCAGUUGAAUCUAAUACAUGCAGGGAAGAAGCCUCACGUGGGCCAUGAAGAUGUAGGUAUCCUCCCUGCUUACUGGACCUCCCUCCCGUGGCUCAUAGCGAGCUACAAAAAUACUCUUCAUUCCUAGCAACUAACCCUUUUAAAACCAUGCUGUCUCCUCUACAGAGGGACAAGCCCCGUUGCAAUUGUAUCCUCCUAUGAAUGGAGAUUAGAUGUUUUAUGGCACUUCCUUACCGCGGUUUGCUAAUGUAGGUGGAGGAAGACUGGUGCAGUCCACCUUCAACCGGAAGCCAUUCCUGAGCUUCCAAAGAAGAGCCAUGCAGACUUUGCACAGACUUUGCCUUUCAUUUGAAUUGCUGAAAUGAUCAUCUUGAUGAUAAAACAAUUACAAAGUAUAUCUGUAUUUAGCUUUUGACACACAUGCAUACAAAUUAGUUCUUUAAAUGAGCCAGCGUCUUCAUAAAGCUGAAAUACAUGACGCCACGUACUGGGUUUCAUUCUUCCAUUUCCCAAAGAAUGUAGACCUGCAGACAAGCAAAAUUCACAUGUUUGCUUCCUUUACAUAGUUCUUGCAAAUGAUCUGUUUUCACACCUUUGAAAAUAUUCUAGACCUGAGGUGCCCCUUCUGCUGGGCAAAUACCGAUGUCUCUAUUUUCAGUGCUCAGUGAAAACACAUAUCACAGGUCAGAUGGGUCAAGUCAAAGCAACUUACAUGUAUAUCUAAGACUGGCAAACACACACACACA